This is a messenger RNA of Nematocida major, 1914 nucleotides long. RefSeq names its product DNA ligase 1. Gene Ontology annotation, biological process: DNA repair; DNA recombination; DNA biosynthetic process. Lineage: Eukaryota; Fungi; Microsporidia. The coding region runs from base 1 to 1914 and encodes 637 amino acids. The transcript has a single exon. Gene Ontology annotation, molecular function: DNA ligase (ATP) activity; DNA binding; ATP binding. The record is from RefSeq and is a predicted model, not a curated record.
AUGCAAGAACACACUUGGGGACGCGCAGCGAGCUGCUUCCAGAGCAUUGAGGACACGCCCUCCAGGAAGGAAAUGACCUGGAGGCUUGCCCUGUAUUUUUCAGAGCUUCCUGCAAAAGAGCUCACGCAGGCGGUGUAUCUCUCCAUUGCGAGGGUCUCUUCAGAGUCGAACGGGCUGGAAAUGAACGUGGGCGAAAACAGCCUCCUAAAGGCGCUCAGCAGAUUCAGCACCACCUCCACAGAGGCGCUCAGAAAAAAGAUGCAGGCCUCCGGGGACAUUUCAACCGUGGUUUCGGCAGGGAAAAGGCCGAGGCUCUUUUUUGCAAAAAGAAAGACGCUUACCCUCGAGGCAGUUUUUGAGACCCUCGAGCGGAUUUCGAAAAUGGCAGGGAAAGACUCAACCCUCAAAAAAAUAGAAAUAAUUGCCGAGCUCCUGGCACAGUGCACGGAAAACGCAGAAGUUAAAUACGUCGUCAGAGCCCUCGACGGAAAGAUGAAAAUAGGCCUCUCAACACAGACAGUUCUGUGCAGUCUGGCGCUCGCUUUCCUCGCAAAGCACACGCCGAACGGGAAGAACGCACUCGCCAGCAGGAAAGCGCGCAGCGAAAAAGCUGCUGCGGAAGAAAGCGGAAAGCUGCUGAAAAGCGGGGACUCAGAGCCUGCGGACACCAGCAGCAUAGAGUGGUCGCUGGAGGAGAUAGCGGCGAUGGAGGAGAUGAAAGAGGCGUACGCGCAGCUGCCCUCCUUCGAGAAGAUCAUACGCCUGGUGGACGAAAAGGGCUUGUCUUCGCUGAAGGAGUCGCUGAUCACGCCGGGGUACCCGCUCCGGCCGAUGCUCGCAAUCGCAGAGAAGGACCCGGAGACGGCAGCCUCGAGGUUCAGCGGAAAAUACCUGGUUGAGUACAAGUACGACGGGGAGAGGGUGCAGGCGCACUUCUUUGGCGGAAAGGUCGAGCUCUUCAGCAGAGGCCUGGAAAACACAACGGAGAGGUUUCGCUCCCUGGUGGAGCCCCUGGUGCGCGCAAACAUCACGCAGGCAGACUUCAUACUUGACGCAGAGGUCGUUGCAUACUGCAGAAAGGCCGGAAAAAUACUUUCGUUCCAGACGCUUUCAAACAGGAAGCGGAAGCUCACGGAAAGCAACGCGGACAAAGAGGAGAGCGAAAUUGCGCUUUUUGUCUUUGACCUCAUAUACCUCGGCGGCCCGCUCAGCAAGCUGCCCCUCCCGGAGAGAAAGCAGAUGCUUGCAAAGUCGUUCCGGGAGACUGCGGGCGAGAUAGAAGUCGCGCGCAGCUACGCCUUUGAGGAGCACAGCCCCGAGCGCCUGAGCGAAAUAUUCGCAGAGUCCAUUGCCGCGGGGUGCGAGGGCGUUAUGAUAAAAAGCGCAGACCCGGAGUCCACGUACGAGCCCUCGAAGAGAAGCCAGAAGUGGGUUAAGCUGAAGUCCGACUACGUCGCAGGCCUGCACGAAACCAUGGACCUGCUCGUUAUUGGAGGGUACUUGGGAAAGGGCAAGCGCACGGGCGUGUACGGGGGAUUUCUCCUGGGGUGUGUGAAUGCGCUGGGAGACGUUGAAGCGCUCACAAAGAUCGGCACCGGGUUCAGCGAGUCUGUCCUCGAGGAAAUCGCCCGGGCUCUUCAGCCGCACGUGACAGAGACGGCGCAGGCGAGCACCGGCGCAGGAAAUGCCCCGGAUGUUUGGUUUAAGCCUGUUUUGGUCUGGGAGGUUGCAGCUGCUGGGUUUUCCAUAUCCCCGCUGUACACGGCAGGCCUGGGGGCGCCAGAGCUUCCAGAGGGCAGGGGAAUUUCGCUGCGGUUCCCCAGGUUUGUGCGCGCGAGAGCCGACAAGACUUUGGAGACGUCUACAACAUGCGAGCAGAUUCUGCACAUGUUCAAGCAAACUCAGGGCAGCUAG